This is a messenger RNA of Leptinotarsa decemlineata (Colorado potato beetle), 4672 nucleotides long. It is a transcript of the gene Adcy2, whose product is annotated as adenylate cyclase type 2 Ac76E. Gene Ontology annotation, cellular component: plasma membrane. Lineage: Eukaryota; Metazoa; Arthropoda; Insecta; Coleoptera; Chrysomelidae. The record is from RefSeq and is a predicted model, not a curated record. Gene Ontology annotation, biological process: intracellular signal transduction; cAMP biosynthetic process; adenylate cyclase-inhibiting G protein-coupled receptor signaling pathway. Gene Ontology annotation, molecular function: adenylate cyclase activity.
UGGACGGUAUGGAGUUGGAAUCGCUAUACCAGCGUUACUGCGUUCGACUUAAACAGGCCCUCUACCUAUCCUGUCUCUCUGUUGCCACUAUCACAAGUAUAGGUCUCCUGAUAACAACUUGCGUACUUCAUGCACAGGAUCUCAACAAAAGCAUCGUCUCCGUGACCACAAUGUCCGUUCUGACGUUCACUCUGAUCGUGGUUUUGCUGGCCUCUCAGUUCCCCAUCGUGUUGGAGUCAGAAGCUUGGUCCCUGCUUUCCUCUCUCAUCAUAAUCAUCGCGGCUACCACGGCGAUGCUACUACUAGCAGGUCGUCACGCUCCCUUGCCAUUGUUCGCUCUCUUAAUCGCCAUUCACACGAUGCUACCGGUCGCGCGGCCAGUGGCUCUGGCAUUGGCGACUAUCGUUACUGUCGCGCAUUUGGCGACGUCGAUAGCGUACAGGAUCAGUGCCGGGAGUCAUUCCUAUUACCUGCAGUUGGUCCCGGAGGCGGUGAUGCUAUUAGCUGCCAGUUGCACUGGUCUCUAUUAUCGCCAUAUGACGGAAGAGGCGCAUCGAAGGACUUUCGUCGGCACUCGGACGUGCAUCGAAUCCAGAGUGAAGCUGGAAUGCGAGAAGGAGCAGCAGGAACAACUGCUGCUGAGCGUUAUUCCUGCCUAUAUUGCCGCGGAGGUGAAACGAAGCAUAAUGCUGAAGAUGGCCGACGCUUGUCAAGAGCAGUCCAACAGGAGCUUCCACGAGAUGUACGUCCAGAGACACAACAACGUGUCUAUCUUAUACGCUGACAUCGUCAACUUCACCCCUCUCUCUGAGCAGCUAUCAGCUUCUGAUCUGGUGAAGACUCUGAACGAACUCUUCGGGAGGUUCGAUCAGAUAGCGCAAGACAACCAGUGUAUGCGAAUAAAAAUUCUGGGGGACUGCUACUACUGUGUUUCUGGUUUGCCAGUGUCCAGACCAAACCAUGCCUAUAACUGUGUCAACAUGGGGUUGCAGAUGAUUGAAGCCAUUAGAUUCGUUAGAGAAGCCACAGGUUUCAACGUUGAUAUGCGCAUCGGUAUCCAUACGGGAAACGUUCUGUGUGGGGUUCUGGGUUUACGAAAGUGGCAGUUCGAUGUUUGGAGUGACGACGUCACGCUGGCCAACCACAUGGAAUCAGGAGGGAUAGCGGGACGGGUACAUAUCACCAAAGCAACUCUACAUCAAUUGGGAGACAAAUUUCAAGUGGAGCCUGGAGAUGGUGCUAGCAGAGAAGGAUAUCUAGCCGACCACAAGGUCGAAACUUUUCUCAUCGUUCCACCAAAGGUAUGUUUGGACCUAUUUGCUGCUUACACGAACGUUAACUUGGAGCAGUGUUUUGUGCUGAUAGUAUAUGGUACCAGCAAAAUCAUCAUUGGUGGUAUCUACAUCCCUCCGAACUCCACUGUAGAUGAAUACUUGGUUUUAUUGCUGGUGAUUAUAACCUACCACAGGCUGUGUGGUCCAAUGGCAAUCUUGGAGUUACUGUUCAGAAGUCUCAAUCCCUUCGAAUUUUUUCAAGAGGAAGCGACGGCUUACUUGAAUAAUGAAGAACGCAUUAAGACGCGAGCAUGUUUCAGGAAAUGGUGGAACAGCGAAGACCUGCACCCUGCUCUGCUGUGGUUCCAAAACAGAAAGCAGGAGACCGAGUAUCGCGGCCAACCUGAUCCGGAAUUCCGCUGUUACGUCGCCUGCGCUUGUUUCUUGUUCCUCGCGAUGUGCGUUAUGCAGAUCGCCACGAUCCCGAGAAGCAUCAUCCUCUUUGGAACCCUAACACCAACUCUAAUCGUACUUCUGAUCUUCGUCUACCUCUGCUGGCUGGACGGAUGUUGCGGUCCAAGACCACCCUCAGAUACGCCUGUGGAUGAACCAGGAGCUUGCUCUCCUCCUGGGCAAAUUGUCGCUGAGAGUAGAUGUUUGAGGUUGUCUAUAUUUUUGGUUUCAGUGACGCUAAUCUCUGCUUGUGCAGUUAUUACUUUGGUGGAUUACAGUCCAGUAUCUAUGCCCAUUCCAAUACUAUCUAUAUCUACAGUAGCGCCUACAGGUACACUUGGAAAUAUUUCAGACUCAGAAACUAAUGUCACUUCCAAAGAGCAGGAACCAUUUGUAUACACUUUCAACACUACGGAAAUGGUAGUACAAUAUGUUCCUACAUAUCUUUAUAGCUCAGCUUUGGUUUUGGCUGCUAUAUCGGUUUUCCUGAGGAUGGGUUUUCUGCUGAAACUUGUUUUGAUGAUUACAUCGGUCAUUAGUCAUACCGUAAUCUAUAGCUAUCUGCAGUUUUUUCAAGACUAUCAUGACGUGCAUGAUGACGAGUUUCCUUCAAUUCCUUUCGAAGUUAAAACAGCUCUAGCUCUUGCCUUAGUCGUUAUAUUUUUUCACAUUUUGGACAGGCAAAUUGAGUUCACGUCAAGAACAGAUUAUCUCUGGAAGGCCAAGCUCAAGGUUGAACAAGAAGAAGUAGAGACGAUGAGAGGAAUAAACAAGAUACUGUUGGAAAAUAUUCUACCAGCACACGUAGCAGAACAUUUCUUGCUGACGAGGGUAACACAAGAUCUCUACCAUGAGAGGUACUCAUGCGUCGCAGUUAUGUUUGCUUCAAUUCCCAAUUACAAAGAGUUUUAUGAUGAAAGUGACGUCAACAAACAAGGUCUCGAAUGUUUAAGAUUGCUCAACGAGAUCAUUUGCGAAUUCGAUAAGCUUUUGCUGAAGCCCAAAUUCAGUUGCAUUGAAAAAAUCAAAACUAUUGGCAGCACCUACAUGUUGGCUUCUGGACUGAGGCCUGGGAAGGAGGGUGAUAGUAAGGAAGCCAGCAGAAAAGAAGAGCAUGUAAUAACAGCUCUCGUAGAAUUUGCUGUUUUGCUCAUGACAAGUUUGGAACAGAUUAACAGAGACGCCUUUCAAAGAUUCAAACUGAGAGUUGGUUUGAACCAUGGUCCAGUGAUAGCCGGUGUAGUGGGAGCUCAGAAACCACAGUACGACAUCUGGGGUAACACUGUCAACGUUGCCUCCAGGAUGGAUUCCUGCGGCACGCUAGGCAGAAUACAGACAACUGACGUCACAGCCCAAGUUCUCAUGAACGCAGGUUACCACUGCGAGUGCAGGGGGCCAACCUACGUCAAGGGCAAGGGGACGCUGACGACCUACUUCGUCAAGACUCCUUUCGACGAAAAAGUGUGUUGAAAAUUGUGAUAUGAGACUUUAUUUUCUUAAAUAGUGUUCUCGAGAGUGAUGUUAUUUAUUUUAAGAGUUUUUCUGUAAGCAUUGGGUGAAUUCAAGCUGAGGUUUUCCUGAAAGUGUGUUUCUGUGAUUGUGUUGAGUGGAAACAAUAAGUUCAAAGGACAUUCACAAUUUCAAUGACUUUCUCGGCAGCUAUUCUACCGAUGAGGUAAAAGUUGGGGUUCCCCAAGGAACAUUUCUCGGCCCGGUAAUGUAUCUUGUAUAAAUAAACAGCAUCGCAGAAGCUAUUAAUAUCAAGGGUUAACAACAGAUGGACGUACAGAUCAACAGAAGACAUAUUUAAAAAAUGUCCUAUUUAUCUAUAAGGAAUAUUCAUUGGACGUACGUUUUUCUAGGUGAGGAAGUUACUCCUUGUUUCUGUUGGUUCAGUAUAUUCACUAAUUCAUUGAAUUUUCAACAGAUUCACCAAUUUUGAAAAAAUAAACAUAUAUUAUGUGAAUUUAGAUCGGAAAAGUACUCAUUCUAACAAACGUAUGUUUCACUUCAGUUUCAAAUGGAUCAGUAAAAAAAACUAUCUGCUACGAGAAUCAAAAGUCUGUUGUUAUGAAACAGUGUUAUGAAAUCAGAGGUUUCUAUACUAUAGUCAUCUCCUAAGCAAGCUCCGUCAAAAAAGAAACACGUGAUUAUGAAUUGGAGAGGGUUGCAAUUAGCAAAUAAUAGCUGACCUCAGGUAGACAGGACUUAAUUAUAACCACUGCCAAACUGUAGAUGCGGAUAAAGAGUGAUAGUGGAAAGGGGCAAGUUUUGUUGCAGUGUCAAUAUCAAAAUUGUCCUUAAAGCUGUCCUGACCUGAUGAUUAUGAAGUAAUUUGUUAAGUUCAUCAUUAUCCACAUUGAAUCCUGGCAGAUAUUGUUUGUUGGUGAUCUUAUUUACUCGAUAAGUCAUGUGUUCCACCAGUUGCUAUUGCAAAACUAGCUCUAUAUCUAUUUCGGUCAAAAUCCUUGGUAACAGUGGAUUCGGAUUCUAUAUACCCACUUACAGACAAAUUUUCAAGGAUUCAUAUUUCCAAAAACUGGGCGUUCUUCAUUUUUCAAAUAUUGUCACAGAAACAUGCAAUAUCUCGCACUUGAAACGAACACAGAAAUUAAAUUUUGCCACAGCUUGAUUCACCGAAAUAAUCAUAAUUUAUAUAUAGUAUAAUUACAGCUAUUUACUUUUUAAACAAUUGUUGUUCAGUUGGUAUGCUGUUCAUUUCCUUUUCGAUAUCGAAGAUUGAUUUUGUAAAGGACCGAACUCCCCUUCAGGACUUCCUUUUUCAUUGAAAUGUUACAUUUGGUGUUCCUCAAGGAACGGUUCCGGGGUCUCUUUUAUUCAAUACAUAUAUCAGUUUCUUGUUGAAUUUCGGAAAAAAAAAGGUUACGUGAUCAGUUUUAUUGAUGAUACUGCUAUAUUUCAUGUUUAAUUGGAAAUGAAACCAC